Molecule: messenger RNA, 1814 nt
Organism: Schistosoma mattheei
Lineage: Eukaryota; Metazoa; Platyhelminthes; Trematoda; Strigeidida; Schistosomatidae
Source: the annotation of a GenBank genome assembly
UAUUAUUAUUAUUAUUAUGUAAUACAUCCUUGUUAGGAAUGAUUGGAUGAAACGAUUGAAGAGAUUCAUUUAUUAGAUGCUUAUUUACAACAACAACAACAUUAACAGCAACAAAAAUGACAGAAAGGAAACCCAUUUGAACAGUGAUUUAACUUAUUCUAUCGUCUAUAAAACUAUGAUGUAAUUAUAUCAAAUUUUGAUCACAUUAUCAUGUACCAGUUGUGAAAUACACGAUUUAAUUUGUAUCCUUUCAAAUGUUCCAAAAUCAUCGAAUAUAAUCAUAACUGAUGUGAAUGGAUUACAUGUACCAUGUUCUGGUUCAAUGUUAGCAAAUACAUAUAAUACACCAUAUACUGUGACAAUAACACACAGUUCAGAGCCAAGUGAAAUAACCCUCAUUGUUCGAAUGUUUGAGUCGCUCACAAAACAAAUAAAUGAUACAAUGAAAAUUUCCGAUUUGAAGAAUGAAUUCACAGAUCGAAUGCAACUAUUGGAACAACGAAUUAUGGUUGAAUCCGAUCGUCAUAAUGAUAUAGAUAGAAUUAAAAAAGAACUGAAAGAGUUAAAAAUUCAAAUUCAUGAAAGAAAAACUGGUUUAACAAAUAUCGGUUCAGAACGUACCUAUUUAGGUAAUAUACGAUUAAGUAAUGAUGGUGUGAAAAUUCUGGAUUUACAGAAUUUACCCAUUUUUGAAAAGUAUACAUUAACACAAUCAACUAUUGAUUUUUUGAAGAAACCAACAUUUGAUAUUUGGCAUUGGGAACCAAAUGAAAUGUUAGCUCUAUUGGAACACAUGUAUAACGAAUUAGGUGUAGUUUCGGAAUUCAAUAUUAAUCCAUUAACAUUGAAACGUUGGUUGUUAUCCAUACAAGCGAAUUAUCGUAAUAAUCCAUUUCAUAAUUUUCGACAUUGUUUUUGUGUUGCACAAAUGAUGUAUGGAAUUUUAUAUUUAUGUGGAUUGAAUAAUGAUUUUUCACGUGAAGAAUUAGGAAUCCUAUUGACGGCUGCUGUAUGUCAUGAUUUAGAUCAUCCAGGAUAUAAUAACUCUUAUCAAAUAAACGCAAGAACAGAACUGGCCAUACGAUAUAAUGAUAUAUCACCAUUGGAAAAUCAUCAUUGUGCUGUUGCAUUCAGUAUAUUGAAUAAUCCUGAAUUAAAUAUUUUUGCAAAUGUCAAUCAAGAAGUAUUCCGUCGAAUAAGACAGGGUAUGACAAGUUUAAUUCUCUCUACUGAUAUGGCAAGACAUGGUGAAAUAUUAGAAACAAUGAGAAGACAUUUAGAAGAAGGUUUUUCAAUGAAUAAAAAAGAACAUCGUGAAACUUUCAAAAUGGUUCUCAUUAAAUGUUGUGAUAUAUCAAAUGAAGUAAGACCAUUAUCGGUCAGUGAACCAUGGGUUGAUUGUUUAUUGGAAGAAUAUUUUAAUCAGUCUGACCGAGAGAAAUUAGAAGGUUUACCAGUAGCACCAUUUAUGGAUCGUGAAAAAGUCACUAAACCAUCAGCACAAAUUGGUUUCAUCAAAUUUGUCCUCAUUCCAAUGUUUCAAACGGUGGCAAGUGUUUAUCCAAUUAUUGAUGAACUUAUGGUAACUCAAUUGAAAUCAGCAUUAGAACGUUAUGAAAAGAUGUUGGCUGAAGAAGAAGAAACAAAACGUAACUUACAAAUGAAUGAAGCAGAUUAAUACUUUAAUAAAAGACAUGCUGAACUGAUACACACACACACACAUGCAUACAAUCAAGAAUUUUAUAUACGUGAAUAUAAAGGUGAUCAUUUUUGGCUUCCAUUCUCAACGUAAUAAAAUAAUCAUGUUGUCUUUU